Messenger RNA from Funneliformis caledonium, 419 nucleotides. NCBI's taxonomy places the organism in Eukaryota, Fungi, Glomeromycota, Glomeromycetes, Glomerales, Glomeraceae. The record is from the annotation of a GenBank genome assembly.
CAAAACAUGCUGAAAACUAUGAAGUCUACAAGCAAUCCACAUUUAAUUACAAUCAUAAAGAUAUAUACGCUCAUAGUGAUAAACAAGACAAUAAUUGUCAAAUAAUAGAAGUGCCUAAUCAAGUAGAAUUUAACGCUAAUCCUAGUGAAAGUAGAAGAUCCCAAUUUGACCAAAGUUGUAAAGAAGCUAAAAUAACAAGAAAAAAUAAAGCACCACCAUGUAAAUGGAAGGAAGAAGCCAUAAUAUAUUUACUAGCCUACUUGAAAGCAAAUAAAGAAAAGGUUCUACGGCUGGAAAGUCGUGGUUCUAUAGCUGUUGAAGAAAUUCUUAGUAAAGAUAGGCCAAAGUUAGCUCCAAAAGUUUCUAACGAAAUACCUUGUCAUAAUAAACGAAAGAUGAGUUCUGGAUUGUCAGAAGAU